This is a messenger RNA of Rasamsonia emersonii CBS 393.64, 321 nucleotides long. RefSeq lists its product as uncharacterized. The transcript has a single exon. The annotation marks the transcript as partial. NCBI's taxonomy places the organism in Eukaryota, Fungi, Ascomycota, Eurotiomycetes, Eurotiales, Trichocomaceae. Gene Ontology annotation, molecular function: DNA binding. The record is from RefSeq and is a predicted model, not a curated record.
UUACUAAAUAACGUAAUCAGACACCGAGCUGCCACGGACACUGAGCUGCCACGUCAUCCACCACUACCCCCUAAUCAAAUUCAAUGUGAUUUGUUUUUAAUGCACCAUGCCAUGGCUGAUAUAUCAAAGGAAGGGCAUAUGCAAUUAGCAAUUGAGGCCUAUAAGAAAGAUCUAUUCUCAUCAAAAAAGGCAGCUGCAGAUGUGUUUGAUGUGCCUCAAAGGACCCUUAAGAUAUGCCUUAAUGGGACUACUUCUCAUAAAGAUUCAAUAGCAAAUUGUCAAAAAUUGACAGAUACUAAAGAAAUUAUACUUUUAAAAUAG